AUGGAAGAAACUCUAACCCCAAGAAAGGAUGUUUCACCUUUACUAAGGCAAGACAAUAAGAGACCGCGUGAACCCAAUCAACGAGACGACAAUCCUUGGGUCAAGCAAAGACAAAACCCCCGACCGAAAACUUUUACUCCCUUGAAUACAUCAAGGUCCAACAUCCUGAUGGAGAUCAAGGACCUCAAAGAGCUUAAGUGGCCUCUCAGAAUGCGAUCAUUACCUGAAAACGGAGACAGAACCAAGUACCAUGACUUCCACCGGGACCACGGACAUACCACUGAGGGUUGUUUGGCUCUAAAGCAACAAAUUGAGGCCCUCAUCAGGAGGGGCACUAUUAACGUUAUUAUCGGAGGAACAGCUUCAGGAGGAGACACCAACAGUGGACCUAACUUCGAGGUCAAGAGAAUUCUUGUGGAUAAUGGAAGUGCAGCUAAUGUACUGUCUCAUGAAGCUUUAGUUCAGAUGGGUAUCUCAGUGGAACAACUCAAGCCUGUUAAAACACCCCUCCAAGGAUUUGGUGGCGGGGCCAUCACCCCUGAAGGUAUUGUUGGAUUACCCAUGACUUUGGGAUCUGAAGGUUGGCAGGUAACCCAUAUCAUAACUUUCGAAGUUGUCCGAACUCCGAUGGCCUACAACGCCAUUCGGGGAAGACCAUUGCUAAAUAAAAUCAGAGCUGUUAUCUCAACUUUUCACCUGGCGAUGAAGUUCCCCACAUAUAGUGGAGUUGGAGUCGUUCGAGGAAGCCAAACCAUGGCACGCCAGUGCUAUGUGACUAGUGUCCGAAAAAUAAAGGGCGACGUCAUGCAGCUUUCAGAGCUCGAGCUCGAGCUUGAAAAUCGUGGGAGACUCGCCCCGGUAGAGGAGCUGGUUGCCGUACACAAGCUCAAUGUAAACCCAGGAGCCAAACCUAUCAAACAAAGGAAAAGACAGUUUGCACCCGAACGGCGCGAAGUCAUACGAGAAGAGAUUGCCAAACUGCUCAAUGCACAAUUCAUCCGAGAAGUGCAAUAUCCUGACUGGCUAGCCAAUGUAGUUCUCGUAAAAAAGGCCAAGGGAAAGUGGCGAGUUUGCAUUGACUUCACUGAUUUGAACAAAGCAUGUUCGAAAGAUAGCUAUCCCCUCCCCCGGAUUGAUAGUCUCGUUGACAGCACUUCGGGUCACAAAUUGUACAGCUUUUUGGACGCAUUCUCAGGGUACCACCAAAUACCAAUGGCCACAGAAGAUCAAGAGAAGACCUCAUUCAUGGCAGAUUCCGCCAUCUAUUGUUAUAAGGCCAUGCCAUUUGGCUUAAAGAACGCAGGGGCUACAUAUCAGAGGCUAAUCAACAAGGUCAUUGCUGAUUUAAUUGGAAAAACCAUUGAGGCUUACGUAGAUGACAUGGUGGUCAAAAGUAAAUAG
This is a messenger RNA of Olea europaea var. sylvestris, 1401 nucleotides long. RefSeq lists its product as uncharacterized. Bases 1 to 1401 code for a protein of 466 amino acids. The transcript is spliced from 4 exons. Lineage: Eukaryota; Viridiplantae; Streptophyta; Magnoliopsida; Lamiales; Oleaceae. The record is from RefSeq and is a predicted model, not a curated record.